AUGCGUUCUGGAACACCAAUAUUAUGGGAUCAGUGGCCGCUGGAGAUCGAUAUUCACGCUUCACAUCACAAUUCUACCAACUGUGUCCUCUGGCUGCCUGUUUGGGCAUGCACACCGCGUAUCAUUGGCCGACUCGUGGUCACACCUAGCACGUACAUCGAGUCGCGGGGGUAUCUCUCAAAGGUCUCGCGCAUAGAGCCUACGGUUGUAGUGGUAUGCUGCUGA
Molecule: messenger RNA, 225 nt
Organism: Plasmopara halstedii
Lineage: Eukaryota; Oomycota; Peronosporomycetes; Peronosporales; Peronosporaceae
Exons: 2
Coding region: 1-225 (74 amino acids)
Source: RefSeq, a predicted model, not a curated record